This is a messenger RNA of Emiliania huxleyi CCMP1516, 1242 nucleotides long. RefSeq lists its product as hypothetical. Lineage: Eukaryota; Haptophyta; Isochrysidales; Noelaerhabdaceae. The transcript is spliced from 2 exons. The record is from RefSeq and is a predicted model, not a curated record. The coding region runs from base 1 to 1242 and encodes 413 amino acids.
AUGGCUCUACUGGUUGGCACGGCGGCGUUUGCGCUCGUGUCAACGGCAAUCAACAUCUCCGCCCUCCCACGCUGCUACGACCGCCCCCUCGAGAUGACCGGGGCCGAGACCGACGCGGAGAUUGAGAGACUGGCAAAGGCGAGCGCGCUCUUCUCCAAAUGCACGAAAGAGUGCAUGGUGCGGCAGAUGCAGCUGGGCAAGGGCGACGCGAUCACGUGGGGCUUGGGCAAGAUGACCCUUCUCUCAGGGCUGGCGCCGACGGUCGAGGCGUGCGAGUCCAGCUUCGUCGCCAACGGCAUGGAGGUGCCGUGGGCAUCAGACCUCGCCCCCUGGGCCACAGGGCUGCCAGUGGGGCUCGCACUGACCGAGCUGGGCUUGAAGUGCGGCGAGGAUGCGCGGCUUAAGGGGUGCAACGUUCAGACGUUUGCGACGGCGGAGCUCCUCGUGACCGCGCUGGUGCUAGGCGUCCUCCAGAUCAGCCUGGUGAUGGCGGUGCGUGCCGCCGGCCCGAGGCCCAGGUCGCUUCCGCGGCGGCGCAUCGACAUCGACUUCGCGGUGCUGCUCAUGCGCACGUCGUACGCGACGGCGGACGAGCUUGACUUCAUGCCGAUGGACGAGUUCCAGAAGCGCCAGUUCCUGCUGCGCCAGGACGAUUGGGAGGGCUACCGCCAGCCGCUGCCGCCCGUCAAGCAGGGCGACAUCUCCGACCCAAACUACUUCGACUUCAUGUCCUACUGCCAGUACGCCACGAUCGCCGCGGGGAUGCGCGACGGGAGGGUGGUGUUCGAGGAGCUCAUCGACGCGAACGGCACCAGCGUCGUGGUGGCGCGAGACCCGGCCCUCCCGCGGGACAAUGCGCGGCUGCCGGCGCUGCUGUCGCUGCGCGUCGGCGACAAGAUCCUCGACGCGAUCGCCGAGCGCUAUCCCGGCCUCGCGCCCACCGUCGAGCUGCGGCCGAGCAGGGCGGCGCUCCUCGAGGGCGUCAAGGCGCUCGCGCAGGUGUUCGAGUACAACAACUACCUCCUCUCCGCGCGGCUCGAGCCCUCCGAGCGAGGCUUCCAGCUCUCCGCGAUCGCGCCGGCCACAGUCUGGUCGCAGCAGGUGCUCUCGCUCAGGGGCGAUCUGGUCAACGACUUUGAGGCGAAGGCAAUCGCCGCCUACCUCCGCCGCUGCGCGGUGGACGCCUCCUACACCACCCGGUACGAGGGGUCCGAGGUUGUCCACAUUUUCGUCUACGCAUAG